GUAGUACUUGAGGAGUAUAAGUAGAAAUAAAUUCGUUUCCACUCCGUUAAAAACCCGCUCCGAAUUUUUCUCCUUCCAAAUCCUUGUCUCUAACCCCAACCCGCAACCCCUCUCCUCUUUGUUCUGGUCUUCUGCUAUUUAUCUGCAUGAUUUAGGAGCGCGACGUCGGCGUUUCUUCAGGCUUGGGCUCUUAUCACGCUGAUCGAUACAGAUCACAGCCAUGUCGUCGUCCUCGGCAGCGGCGGCGACGGCGACGGCGACAGGUGUCUUUAAGAUCUGCUUUAACGCGCACUGCAAGGAGGCGUUAGCGGAGCAAACUCGCCGUAAAGGAUGGCGUCUGCGUUCUGGCGAGUUUGCCGAGCUCUGCGACCGCUGCCAUUCUACUUUUGAUCAAGGUAACUUCUGCGAGACUUUCCAUUCAGAUGCUGCUGGGUGGAGGAAGUGCGAGUCGUGUGCCAAGAGGAUUCACUGUGGUUGCAUAGUUUCAAUCCCUGCUUAUAUGCUUCUGGAUGUGGGAGGAGUUGAGUGUAUGGCUUGCGUUAGAAAGGCUUACUCAGCGGUACCAAACCAAGUUUGUUCACCUUCAGUGAUUCUUUCUCCACGAGUGUCUGAGAAAUCAAAAGAAUUUCCUAUUAAGAGCUGGAAUCAAGUGUCCAGUUCUUUUCCAGGACAGUGGCGUCACCCAUCAAACAUAUGGAGUUCGUCCAGUAUUCAGUCUGAUUUGCACCAGCGACUGUCAUAUGAGUUUGACAGGCCAUCUAAUUCUGAGAAAUUGAUGGCUGGAGCACGCUCAGCUGUCUCUGCACAGGAGAAGAAGCCUGACGACCUGCCAGGAAGAAUUGGAUUAGGUGGUCUAAACCAUGUUCCUCGGGAUAGAUAUGGUGAGAACUGUCCAACUUCUACGAGAAGAGGGAUGAUGUCCGAUGCUUGUUCUGCUAGUUCAUCUGGUGUUAACUUUGAGACGCAUCAAAAUUUAUCUGGAAAACCGUCAUCCUCUAUAAUACCAAAAGGGGAGUCAACAUCUUUGUUACUUGGUCUGACGGCUCCUCUCUCUUCUAUGAAUGGCACAAGUGAUCCAAUCAGGGUUACAACGAAUCAUGCACAGCUCCAAUCAGUUCCUUCCCCAUUGUCUAAACAAUUUUAUCCCAACCCUCUGAACAGUUCUCACUCUGGAGAAUCACAAGCUCAAACUCGCAAUGGACGAGGCCGGUUUGAUCCAAGGGCGCGCUCACAUUUACUUCCUCGAUAUUGGCCUAGGAUCACAGAUCAAGAACUACAACAAAUAUCUGGAGACUCAAAUUCCGUUGUCACGCCUCUUUUUGAAAAAAUGCUUAGUGCAAGUGAUGCGGGUCGUAUUGGACGGUUAGUGCUGCCAAAAAAAUGUGCCGAGGCAUACUUUCCAACGAUUUCUCAGCCAGAAGGCCUUCCAUUAAAAAUGCAAGAUGCCAGUGGCAAGGAGUGGGUAUUUCAGUUUCGUUUCUGGCCUAAUAACAACAGUAGGAUGUAUGUUCUAGAGGGAGUUACACCUUGCAUUCAGUCAAUGCAAUUGCAAGCAGGUGAUACAGUAACAUUUAGCCGGAUUGAUCCAGAAGGAAAGUUUCUCAUGGGAUUCAGGAAGGCUUCUACUUCAUCUUGUACUGAGCAGGACAAUCAAGCAGCUCAAGCUGGAAAUGGUUCUUCAGCAUCUUCAGAUGUUAAAAGCAAUGCUAUGGAUUUCAUCACGAACCUCCCUCUUCGACCUCACAAAGGAAAUAUAGAAUCAAGAAACCAAACAGAGAUGGCGGACAAGGAAAGUUGGUCUAAGAAUGAAAAGGCUGGAUUCAUUCAAAAGGUUGGUUCUUCGCCAAAGCUUUCUCACAUUCCUUGUAAAAAGAAAAACAGUGCUCUUGGUUCAAAAAGUAAACGCCUGAGAAUUGAAAAUGAAGACUCAAUUGAGUUGAAUCUAACUUGGGAAGAAGCUCAAGUUCUGAUCCGAUCGGCUCCUGAUGAUUUUUCCAGUGUCACUAGUGUUAGUGUUGAAGGCCAUGAAUUUGAGGAAUUUGAGCAGGAAGGGCCAGUGCUUGGAAUGCCAACAUAUUUUGGAAAAAAUCAAGACGGGGAUAUUAAUAAUCGCUGGGUGCAAUGUGAAAAUUGUUUUAAGUGGCGCAGACUUCCAUUGGAUGCUCUUCUGCAUCAUAGAUGGACAUGUUCUGAUAACAAGUGGGACCCUGAAAGAUGUUCUUGCUCAGCUCCUCAGGAAAUUUCCACAGAGAUAAGACAUUUACUUCCAAUGAAAAGUGGUUCCUCAAAGAAAUCUAAGCUGAAGUUUGAGAAUGAGAAUUUUGAAGUAUCUGAUGGGCUUGACACUCUUGCAAACCUUGCCAUCCUAGGGGAAAGUGAAUCCCUCCCAGCAUCUUCCCAGCCAACUACCAAGCACCCACGUCACCGUCCUGGUUGCACCUGCAUUGUUUGCAUCCAACCUCCCAGUGGCAAAGGACCAAAGCACAAGCAAACAUGCACAUGCAAUGUCUGCCUCACUGUUAAGCGUCGCUUCCAGACUCUAAUGCUCCGCCGAGAGAAGCGUCAGUCUGAGAAGGAAGCUGAGAAUACUGCAACCCCCAAAAAGCAACAAAACUCUACUCAUCCAACACAGGUGUCACCAGGAACACCACCAUCCCCAUCAGCUCCCGUUAUUCAUAAUUCAGGUGUUUCCCCUCCAAUGACACAUGCCAAUGGAUUAGUUGAUGAUGAAUUGGAGCGGAAGAGGGCUACACCAUCUCCUAUAAAGACACAGAUUGAUCUGAACAUUCAACCAGAGCGGGAGGAAGAACCAUCGCCUGCUGCAGUUCCUGGAAGCAUGAGUAGAGCUUUCCAAAAUGAUCUUGAUUAGGAUCUGUCCAGAAUCCUAUCUCGAACAAGCACUUGUAUUUUUAUGAAAAAAUUAUGGAGGUGAAGCAGCUGGGCAUCGCCAAUGGGCAGGAUUCUGGAGCCCAAAUUUUUCUGGCGAGAUAACAGCUUCAGUGUCAAACUGCAAACUGCUGGUUCUUUUCAUCAGCCUAUACGUUUCUGUUGGAUAGAGAAUAAACCACCUUUUUUUUUGUGCCAAAGAGAAAGGAGCAGUGGGGUUCUGGGUGAUGACAGCAGAAGUUCUGUACCAACGCUCAAUGCAAAGGUGAGCUGACAAAGUUGGCCAUUUUUAUGCGUAUAUUGGUGAAAUUGUAGGCAGAUAAAAACUUCCUGCCAUGAUUUUUCCAAUACAAACGGGAAUUGCAUUGUAAAUUUAGCAGUUAGGCCAUAGGGUUUAAGGUUUUAGCAUAUGCACACAUUCUGUAGUACUUUUGGAGACUAAAUCGUACUAUUUGUACGUGUUUUUUUUUUUUUUUUUUAUAACUAGCUUACUAUAUUUAUUUAUGAAUCAACUUUCAUUUCAUAUCAAGGUCAUUUUCUUAAGGGAA
This is a messenger RNA of Dendrobium catenatum, 3434 nucleotides long. RefSeq names its product B3 domain-containing protein Os07g0563300. NCBI's taxonomy places the organism in Eukaryota, Viridiplantae, Streptophyta, Magnoliopsida, Asparagales, Orchidaceae. The record is from RefSeq and is a predicted model, not a curated record. The coding region runs from base 221 to 2869 and encodes 882 amino acids. The transcript is spliced from 13 exons. Gene Ontology annotation, molecular function: DNA binding; zinc ion binding.